Messenger RNA from Macroventuria anomochaeta, 162 nucleotides. RefSeq lists its product as uncharacterized. The annotation marks the transcript as partial. NCBI's taxonomy places the organism in Eukaryota, Fungi, Ascomycota, Dothideomycetes, Pleosporales, Didymellaceae. The record is from RefSeq and is a predicted model, not a curated record. The transcript has a single exon.
CAGCCUUUGGGGCAGCAGGACUUCUACACCAGCAGUGCGCAGCCCUAUAAGACUGCUACAGCAAUGGUAGCCAACGCAUGCUCCCUUGGAAAUCUGCAGUCACAGCGCCAUGCUAUGUACUUCCUACAGGAGUGGAGAAGAACAGGAUGUCCUGUGUCAGGC